AUGCAGACCGGAGUACAACUAGCUUUGUUUUUGACCCUCACAAUAGCAGCGGUCUACGGAGAGACUGGAUUUUUCCUGAACACACGUCGCGUCCAGGAAAAUGCACAGCCAAUCGAGGCGGAAGUGGAGGCUCUGGUAAGGAGCUCCUUCUAUGCCGCAGAUCCAACAGUCGUAACUAUUCCCCGCUGGCUUGGCAAUAUCUCCUCGCCGGAAAUCCCCGCGGUGGUUUCUGCCCGACUUCAGCAGCAGGACAGCAAUAUAAUCAGUGUUGAUCUAUCUGAAGCCAAUGAUGAAACAGAGAUCAUCGACAGCGUGGCCAGUUUGGUGAUCGUUCUACACAAUCAAUUCGAUAUGCCACUGGAUCGCAUUCUGGUCGUGGGCUUCGCGGAGGGCGCCCAUUUGGCAGGUGGGGUGGCUGCCAAGGUGCAGCAGGACCUGGGUCGCCAGUUGUCGCAGAUUACAGCUCUUGAUCCUUCCUCUGGCGCGGAACUAGACCACAAGCUGUCCCAAGCCGAUGCUGAGUUUGUGGAGGUUGUGCACACAAAUGCCGGAGGAGAGGGCACUUGGGAGCGACUGGGUCAUGUGGACUACUAUCCCAACGGAGGACAAACGCAGCCUGGCUGCACCACGGACUCCUGUUCGCACGAGAGAGCCUUCGAGCUGCUCGCCGAGAUGUGGUCGCCGGAGAAUGACUUUGUGAGCGCCCGUUGUGGUUCGGUGGAGACUUUAAGUGCCUCCAGCUGCCGCUGGUCCACACACAAAAUGGGCCAAAAACAGGAGGAGGAGCAGCCUGCCUCAGGCAUCUAUUUCCUGGAGACCCGACAGUCCUCACCCUUCUCCCGUGGAGCAUACUUCAUAAGCUUCCUGUAAGCUGCGGAUCCAAUAAAAAAGCCAAACGAAUAAAGGAAACAAAGGAGC
Drosophila melanogaster (fruit fly) is the source of this 918-nucleotide messenger RNA. RefSeq lists its product as uncharacterized. The record is from RefSeq and is marked reviewed. Gene Ontology annotation, cellular component: extracellular region. The transcript is spliced from 3 exons. Bases 1 to 870 code for a protein of 289 amino acids. NCBI's taxonomy places the organism in Eukaryota, Metazoa, Arthropoda, Insecta, Diptera, Drosophilidae.